UGUUAUUCGACAGCUCCCUCUAGUGGAACAGCUAGAAACUUCCUUUCUUGGCACGACGACAUCAGCGGCACCUAGGCAGCAAUAUCUGAUACAACAAGAGUAACGCGUCGCGACUCUCGCUCCUGCUGUCCUGGACUACAGGCGCCUCUCUCCAAGGCUGACUGUAACCCAAUGAGAGCCCAGUAAUGGGUAAGGAGAAGCUCCAUAUCAACAUCGUGGUCAUUGGCCAUGUGGACUCAGGGAAGUCCACCACCACUGGCCACCUCAUUUACAAGUGUGGAGGCAUCGACAAGAGGACCAUUGAAAAGUUUGAGAAGGAAGCUGCUGAGAUGGGAAAAGGCUCCUUUAAGUACGCUUGGGUCCUUGACAAGCUCAAAGCUGAGAGAGAGCGAGGGAUCACCAUCGACAUCUCCCUGUGGAAGUUUGAGACCAGCAAGUACUAUGUCACCAUCAUUGAUGCUCCAGGACACAGAGACUUUAUUAAGAACAUGAUCACUGGCACCUCACAGGCAGACUGUGCUGUGUUGAUUGUGGCGGCUGGCGUUGGUGAAUUUGAGGCUGGUAUCUCAAAGAACGGGCAAACACGUGAGCAUGCCUUGCUGGCAUACACCCUGGGUGUCAAACAACUGAUCGUGGGCAUCAACAAGAUGGACUCUACGGAACCCAAUUACAGCCAGAAGCGCUAUGAGGAGAUUGUGAAAGAAGUCAGCACUUAUAUCAAGAAAAUCGGCUACAACCCCGAUACUGUGGCAUUUGUGCCAAUCUCCGGAUGGAAUGGGGAUAACAUGCUGGAGGCCAGCCCAAAUAUGACCUGGUUCAAGGGCUGGAAGAUCACUCGUAAGGAUGGGAGUGCCUCUGGAACGACUCUAUUGGAGGCUCUGGAUGCCAUUCAGCCUCCAACCCGCCCCACUGACAAACCCCUCCGACUCCCACUGCAGGAUGUGUACAAAAUAGGAGGAAUUGGUACUGUGCCUGUGGGACGUGUAGAGACAGGCAUUCUGAAACCUGGUCUAGUUGUGACAUUUGCACCUGUGAACGUGACCACUGAGGUGAAAUCUGUGGAGAUGCAUCACGAGGCUCUAUCUGAAGCUCUUCCAGGGGAUAAUGUGGGAUUUAACGUGAAGAAUGUCUCAGUCAAAGAUAUCCGACGUGGGAACGUUGCAGGUGACAGCAAGAACGAUCCUCCACAGGAGGCGGCGAGUUUCACGGCUCAGGUGAUCAUUCUGAACCAUCCAGGUCAGAUCAGUGCUGGUUAUGCCCCAGUGCUGGACUGCCACACUGCUCAUAUUGCCUGUAAGUUUGCCGAGUUAAAGGAAAAGAUUGACCGUCGCUCUGGGAAGAAGCUAGAAGACAAUCCCAAGUCCCUGAAGUCUGGGGAUGCUGCUAUUGUAGAUAUGAUACCAGGCAAACCCAUGUGUGUGGAGAGUUUCUCUGAGUAUCCUCCUCUUGGUCGCUUUGCAGUGCGUGACAUGCGUCAGACCGUAGCAGUGGGCGUCAUCAAGGGUGUUGAGAAGAAGACCCCUACCUCUGGGAAGGUCACAAAAUCUGCCCAAAAGGCCCAGAAGAACAAAUGAAUGUUGUGCUGGGCUGCGAACACUUGGGUCAGCCACACCAUCCCUCCUCUUUUCAACUCCAUAAACAAAGCUUGGUUAUUUAUCAAAAUGCAUCGCAAAAGCAGAAGAAGGAAAAGUAAAACUUGCGCCUGCUUGACAAUGAUUACAAUAGUGAAGUAUGUUUAUGUUUAUUCAUGUUUAUUUUGAAAUUUAAGUCUUUGUUGUGGUAUUUGUUCUAUUGUUAAAUUGUUAUAAGCACUUUAAGAAGAUCUGCCUCUAGUGGGAGUGUGGAGUAAGCUUUGUUUAUCCUGUAUCCCAGCUUGUGUGCAAUCCCUAAACCCUCUUGCUAACAUUGCUUAUGUGACCUUGCUUACAGUAUUAGCUAACUGUUCCAGCUUCUAGUCCAAUAGGUAGAACAUUCUUUGUUAGUCUGUUCUGAUUUGAUGUGUCGUGAUGUAGCUUUAAGUCUUUUUUUUGUGUGCAUAGAUUUUUUCUGUGCGCAUGAAAAUAAAGUAGCUAGCGCACUUUACUCUCUACCCCGACAGCACUCUGAACAAGCAUGAGCUAUCUUGUUUGCACUUGCACUCGUGUACUUUAACGAGAAUAUUAUUCUCCAUUAUCUAAUGUAUGUCGGUUCAUAACCAACAAUAAAAUACAUUUGAACUCUGA
Messenger RNA from Ctenopharyngodon idella (grass carp), 2222 nucleotides. RefSeq names its product eukaryotic translation elongation factor 1 alpha 1b (gene eef1a1b). Gene Ontology annotation, molecular function: GTP binding; GTPase activity; translation elongation factor activity. The record is from RefSeq and is a predicted model, not a curated record. Gene Ontology annotation, biological process: translation; translational elongation. NCBI's taxonomy places the organism in Eukaryota, Metazoa, Chordata, Actinopteri, Cypriniformes, Xenocyprididae. The transcript is spliced from 8 exons. Bases 186 to 1574 code for a protein of 462 amino acids.